AGAGAUGCUUCGACACCACGUCCCUUUUCAACUCCACCCCGUAGCCCGCCAUCGGGUGCAGUCUAUCACGACGGGAGGCCUGGUACUCCUUCAGCUGGGUCUCACGUGCUUUCAGAAGUUACCGCAACCUCGGGCAAGCCGGUGCACCUAGGACCGCUUGCUUCAGCUUCCCCACCACGUCCGACAG
Closterium sp. Yama58-4 is the source of this 187-nucleotide messenger RNA. Lineage: Eukaryota; Viridiplantae; Streptophyta; Zygnematophyceae; Desmidiales; Closteriaceae. The record is from the annotation of a GenBank genome assembly.